CCCAAAAAAUGAGGCUUGUUCGUUCACACCCGGUGCGGUUUCAUGUAGACCUACAGCUAGGAUGGCUGCGGCGGAGGCCCAGGGUCGCCUUUGGCUUGAGAGCCCUUCUGGCGGGCCGCCUCCCAUCUUUCUGCCUUUGGAUGGCGAAGCACUGGUCCUGGGUCGGGGACCCCUGACCCAGGUGACGGACCGGAAGUGUUCCCGAAAGCAAGUGGAGCUGCUGGCCGACCCCAAGACGCGGACCGUGGCGGUGAAACAGCUGGGAGUUAACCCUUCUACUGCUGGGGCCCUGGAGUUGAAGCCAGGGUUGAAGGGUUCUCUGAGGGUAGGGGACACGUUGUAUCUGGUCAAUGGCCUUCAUCCCCUGACCCUGAGAUGGGAAGAGAUCCAAAUGCCAGGAUCCCAUCCAGAAACACCACCUGGCACCCCUUCACCGACCCCAAAGGAAGAAGAGGCAAAGGAUGGGGCUACUGAGCCUCAGAAAAAGCGGAGGCGAAAGUUCUCUUCUGGCUGGAAGAAUUUGGAGAAGUUGCUGGUGUUUACUGCACCUGGAGUGAAGCCCCGGGGCAAGGUAGCUGCCUUUGAUCUGGACGGCACUCUUAUCACCACCCGCUCUGGGAAAGUCUUCCCCACUGGCCCUAAUGACUGGAGGAUCUUGUACCCAGAGAUUUCGAGGAAGCUCCAGGAGCUGGACACUGAAGGCUACAAGCUGGUGAUCUUCACCAAUCAGAUGGGCAUCGGGCGAGGGAAGCUGCCAGCAGAGGAGUUCAAAGCCAAGGUGGAGGCUGUGUUGGAGAAACUGGAGGUCCCCUUCCAGGUGCUAGUGUCCACGCAUGCAGGCCUGUACCGCAAGCCAGUGAGCGGCAUGUGGGACUACCUUCAGGACCAGGCCAAUGAAGGCAUGCCCAUCUCCAUCAAGGACAGCAUCUUCGUGGGAGAUGCAGCUGGCCGCCCGGCCAACUGGGCUCCAGGGCGGAAGAAGGACUUCUCAUGUGCAGACCGACUGUUCGCCCUCAACCUUGGUCUGCCCUUCUCCACACCAGAGGAGUUCUUCCUUAAAUGGCCUACUGCACGCUUUGAGCUCCCAGCCUUUGAUCCGAGGACAGUAUCCCCUGCCGGGCCUCUCUGCCUCCCAGAGUCCAGCUCCCUCCUCAGCUCCAGCCCAGAGGUGGUUGUUGCUGUGGGAUUCCCUGGCGCUGGCAAGUCCACCUUUCUGGAAGAACAUCUUGUGUCAGCUGGAUAUGUCCACAUCAACAGGGACACACUGGGCUCGUGGCAGCGCUGUGUGAAUACCUGCGAGGCAGCACUGAAGCAGGGGAAGCGGGUCGUAAUUGACAACACCAACCCUGACAUCCAGAGUCGUGCCAGGUACAUCCAGUGUGCCCGGGAUGCAGGAGUGAGCAGCCGCUGCUUCCUCUUUGAGGCCUCUCUGGAGCAGGCUCGCCACAACAACCGGUUCCGACAGAUGACUGGAUCCUCACACCCUCCAGUGUCCGAUGUAGUCCUGUUCAGCUACAGGAAGCAGUUUGAGGCCCCAACGCUGGCAGAAGGUUUUGCAGAGAUCCUGCAGAUCCCAUUUAGGCUGUGCCUGAAGCCUUCCCUUGAGCGACUGUACCGCCAGUUCUCUGAGGGCUGAACCAAAUCCGCAAUAAAUGCUGCCAUUCUACUGGCUAACUUGCUGGGGCA
This is a messenger RNA of Jaculus jaculus (lesser Egyptian jerboa), 1686 nucleotides long. It is a transcript of the gene Pnkp, whose product is annotated as polynucleotide kinase 3'-phosphatase. The transcript is spliced from 16 exons. Gene Ontology annotation, biological process: DNA repair. Gene Ontology annotation, cellular component: nucleus. The record is from RefSeq and is a predicted model, not a curated record. Gene Ontology annotation, molecular function: protein binding; polynucleotide 3'-phosphatase activity; double-stranded DNA binding. The coding region runs from base 62 to 1636 and encodes 524 amino acids. Lineage: Eukaryota; Metazoa; Chordata; Mammalia; Rodentia; Dipodidae.